GACAAGGUUGAGGCUAAGGAGGAUCUCAAGGGUGUUCCGGAGUUUUGGCUGUCGGCGAUGAAAAACCAUUACCCGCUUGCUGAGACUAUCACCGAUAGGGAUGAGGCUGCGCUUAAAUUCCUCACCGAUAUUCGCAUGACCUAUCUUGACCGUCCAGGGUUCAAACUUAUCUUCGAGUUCGCCGAGAAUGAGUUUUUCACCAAUAAGGAAAUCACCAAGACUUAUUACUACCAAGAGGAGAGUGGUUACGGAGGCGAUUUCAUCUAUGACCAUGCUGAGGGUGACAAAAUUAACUGGAAAGAUGGCAAAGACCUUACUGUGAGGGUCGAAUCCAAGAAACAGAGAAAUAAGAACACUAAGCAGACCCGCGUUGUUAAGCGCACCGUUCCCACCGAGAGCUUCUUCAAUUUCUUUAACCCUCCUAAACCUAUUAGCAGUGACGACGAUGAAGAGGACAACGAUGAGGAGCUUGAAGAGAGACUCGAACUUGAUUACCAUCUCGGUGAAGAUAUCAAGGAAAAGCUUAUCCCCCGUGCUGUUGACUGGUACACUGGCGAGGCUCUUCAAUUCGAAGAACUGGAGGACGAAGUUGAGGGUGAGGACUUUGAUGACGAUGACGAUGAUGAUUUGAGUGAGGACCGGGACGAUGACGAUGACGAUGAAUCUGAAGACGAGGACGAUGGUACAAAGCCCAAACAGGAAGCGGCCGAGUGCAAACAGAGUUAGACGCAUAGUUAAUGUCUCUUUCUUCUCAAAACAUGUCGGUCUCUUUCUUUCAUGAUCAAUGCGUAAAUGUGUAAGCAGUCUGGAAUUUCCUUUUUCUAGUGUGCUCUACAAUGAGGUUGGGGUAGACAAAAGGCGGGGAGAAUGGGUUGUGGGUUAAGGUACAAAUUAUUAAGGUGGAAGGGCAAGUUAGCUAGUUCACUGAAAUAUCUUUUUUUCCUUCA
Messenger RNA from Tuber melanosporum (Perigord truffle), 947 nucleotides. RefSeq lists its product as uncharacterized. The transcript has 3 exons. Gene Ontology annotation, molecular function: chromatin binding; histone binding. NCBI's taxonomy places the organism in Eukaryota, Fungi, Ascomycota, Pezizomycetes, Pezizales, Tuberaceae. Gene Ontology annotation, cellular component: nucleus; chromatin. Gene Ontology annotation, biological process: nucleosome assembly. The coding region runs from base 58 to 726 and encodes 222 amino acids. The record is from RefSeq and is a predicted model, not a curated record.